GGUUUUAUUCCCCUCCUCUUUUCUCAUCUCUCCCCCAAUUCCUCUAAAAAAAAAGAAAAAAAAAAAGAAAAAACAAAGCUAUAUAGAAAAAGGAGAGCGGAGAGGAGAGCGGGGGAAAUCGCGUCGCCUCUUCUCUCUCUCUCCCCUCCAAAUCUUGCCCUAAUUCGUUCCUUUCUCGAACGAAGGCGUGCUUAGUAUAAUUAAGCAUCAGAAUGGCUACGACAGGAGCAGCUGCAGAUUCACUGGGUCCGCGCUUUGGUCCAGAAGAUCCCACGCUCCCAAAGCCCUGGAAAGGGCUUAUUGAUGGGAGCACCGGCCUCUUAUAUUAUUGGAAUCCUGAUACAAAUGUUACCCAAUAUGAGAGACCUGCUGGCUCCGCACCGCCAUUGCCAUCUGGCCCUCCUCCCUCUGCAACAACUCCAAACCUUGCGUCGACUUCUCUGAUGCCUACCGUACCUUCGAACAGUGUUGUGUCGCAGCAAACCACCCCGCAAACUGUUCAAGCUGGGCAGAAAAUGCAAGCAAACCAGCUAAUGCAGCAGCAACAGCCUCAGCAGAUGUCUCAGCAAGCACCAAAUCAGCAACCACAGCAGAUGCCAUAUCAAGUUCCAAAUCAGCAGAUUGCUCAGCCGAGGAAUGAGCAGUACCCACACAUGCAGAUGCCAUACCAGCAUAUGAGUUAUCUACAAGGGCAAUUCAUCCCGCCACCUCAACAAGGUUUACAGUUUUCAUAUCAUCCAGGGCCACAAACUAAUUAUAAUCAAGGGCAGCCGCAACAAGUGCCACAAAUUCCGGUGAUUCAGCAAACACAGGAGCCCCAAAAUAUGCAUCGACAUGACCAACAACCCCAAACAUCGCAGAUUCCGCCUCAGGCCCAUUUUCAACAGGGUCUUCAGGCCCAUUAUCAUCAUGGACAACAGCCAGGACUGCAAAGUGCGCAUGUUGCUGGCCAGCAGGGUCCAACAUCAAAGGUGUCACCCGCUAGUUUUUCAAAGAUGGAAGAAGUUGCGGUUCAGCAGGGCAAGCAGGCUGGUGUUCAACUACCAAUGGCUCAACAGGGUGGCAUUAUUUCUUCUGGCCAUCAACAGCCAGGUGGCAUGCCUUCGAUUAAUAUUUCACCUGUUGGAGUUCAUUCUCUUCAACCUAACAGGCAGUUUGCUGAGGCAUCUCCCUAUCGUCAACAACAAAUGAGUGGUCGUGCAGUUCCAAGUCAUGUGGAACAGUCACCUGUUCGCCCACCAAUGGGUUUGAAUAUGGGAUAUAACGAAGAUCGAAAUGAACGGGUAGGAAAUGAUUUUUAUUCUUCUAGCAGAUUUGAAGGGCCGAAGAUGGUGCCACAGCAACCGAAACUUGCACCUCUUCCCAUUCCGCAAAAUCCACCGGAUAUGAGAAGCGGUCCUCCGUACACUUCGCCAGGCCAUGCAGGUGGGUUGAAUACGGUCCCACCCCAUGCGAUGCCAAACAUAUACAACCCUGCUGCGUUCCCUAAUGCAGCUCCUUUGAGGCCACCUUCAAGAAUGCUUGGUCUGCCAGACUUUGCAAAUAUGUCUGCAGCCGAUGCAUAUCGCCAACACCAUGAAGUUACUGCAACGGGCGAUGAUGUUCCUGCACCAUUCAUGACAUUUGAGGAAACCGGCUUCCCUCCGGAAAUUCUGAGAGAGUUGCAUUUAGCUGGUUUCUCACAUCCAACACCAAUACAAGCACAGACGUGGCCUGUUGCAUUGCAGAACAGGGAUAUUGUGGCCAUUGCCAAAACUGGCUCUGGAAAGACUCUGGGAUAUCUUAUUCCUGCAUUUAUACAUCUGAGAAGAUGCAGAAAUAAUCCUAAGAUCGGUCCAACUGUGCUAGUUUUGGCUCCUACUCGUGAGCUUGCUACACAGAUACAAGAUGAGGCAAUCAAAUUUGGGCGUUCUUCCAGGUUUUCUUGUACAUGUUUAUAUGGAGGAGCUCCAAAGGGACCGCAGCUAAAAGAAAUUGAGCGAGGAGCAGACAUCAUAGUGGCAACACCUGGUCGGUUGAAUGACAUUGUUGAAAUGAAGAAGAUCAGCUUCCACCAGGUUUCUUUUCUUGUCCUUGAUGAAGCAGAUCGCAUGCUAGACAUGGGUUUUGAACCUCAGAUUCGGAAGAUUGUGAAUGAGAUUCCUCCCCGCCGACAAACUCUCAUGUACACAGCGACUUGGCCUAAGGAGGUGAGAAAGAUAGCAGGGGAUCUACUUAGGACUCCUGUCCAGGUGAACAUCGGCAGCGUCAAUGAACUUGUUGCAAACAAAUCGAUCACUCAAUUUGUAGAGGUGGUUGCUCCGAUGGAUAAACAAAGGCGGCUGGAGCAGAUCCUUAGGUCUCAAGAACGGGGCUCCAAGAUCAUCAUCUUCUGCUCAACAAAGAGGCUGUGCGAUCAGCUUGCCCGCAGUAUGGGUCGGGCCUUUGGCGCUGCUGCCAUUCACGGCGACAAAUCUCAAGGUGAAAGAGAUCAUGUCUUGCAUCAGUUCCGCACCGGAAAGGCUCCAAUUCUUGUUGCCACCGAUGUAGCUGCACGGGGACUUGACAUUAAGGAUAUCAGGGUGGUGAUCAACUAUGAUUUCCCUACUGGUAUUGAGGAUUAUGUCCACCGGAUUGGAAGGACAGGAAGGGCGGGGGCCACGGGAGUAUCCUACACCUUCUUCUCCGACCAAGACUGGAAAUAUGCGGCUGAUCUAAUCAAAGUCCUUGAAGGCGCCAAUCAGCGUGUUCCGCCGGAGAUCCGUGAAAUGGCCGCACGCGGCGGCCCGCCAAUCCCCAGGGAGCCUCGUGGCGGAGGAGGCAGGGGUCCAAGCCGCUGGGAUUCAGGCGAGGGUGGCGGCCGGGGCAUGAGGGAUGGCCGGGUUGGUGGCUUUGGUGGGCGUGGCGGUGGCCGGCAAGAAUUUUACAGCGGCCGUGGACCCAGGGGGGGUCGGGGCUUCGGUGGGCCUGGCGGGCCUGGGGGCCGUGGGUUUGGUGGCUCAGAUGGGCCUGGUGGUCGCGGGUUUGGUGGGCGAGGUGGCCGUGGGGGCCGAGGUUGGCAUGACCGUGGCGGCCCGAACGAUCGAUCCAUAAAUUCAGAUGGGCGGGGGAGGUAUGAUGUGCGAAGAGGAUUCGGAGAGAGGAGCAGGGACCGGAGUUACAGUCGAGAUUAUGACAGAAGCAGGAGCAGGAGCAGGAGCAGGAGCUACGACAGCCGGAGCAGGAGCAGGAGUCGGACACGAAGUAGAAGCAGGAGCAGAAGCCGUAGCAGGAGCUGGAGAAGCAGAAGCCGGAGCCGUAGCAGGAGCUGGUCGAGGAGCAGGAGCAGGAGUCCCCGUAGUCGGAGCCGUAGCCCGAGACCGAGCCAGAGCCACACGCCAAGGCGGCGCAGUCUGUUUGAUGUGCUACCCAGUUCGGACCACGACAACACAUUGCCAGCUGCAGCAGCAGCAGCAGCAGCCGCUACUUCUGCUGCUGGAGCAGUCAACCCGAGUUCCGAACCACCUAUGUCGUCUGAGUUCGAAGCUCUGCCUGCUGUCGAAAUCGAACCUCUCACUUUGCCUUCAACAGGCGAUAUGUCCCCGACGCCGCCGCCCGUCCCAGAUGGUGAAUCUUUACAUGGAAAUGAAACGGCAGAUCAACUUCCCGGCCCCGAUGGUAAUGGAAUUCCCAGCUUCACGGCCGAGGCUGCCCCUCCUUCAGAUCAAAACCAAACUCCUGACAACUAAUAUGUCCCCGGAUUCAUAUUGUUUUGUUAGAGAUUGCCAUGCCCCCUUCUCUCUCUCUCUCUCUCUCUCUACUUUUACUCUCUCUCUCUUUUUGUGUUUUUUUUUUCUGCAAUAGUUUAUGGGAGGGAGUGAAUAGGAAAAAGCAGGAAAAGAAACCCUCAGAUCUGGGGGAGUUGAAAUUUCUUUUCCUUUACUUUUUCCCCCACAACUGAACCAGUGCUUUGAAAGGUGGGGAAUUGAUAGAGUUUUAAAUGUUUUGUUUGUAGUAACAGGAUGAUGAUAUUUGAUGACAGUUAAUGGUCUACUGCAGUCCACACUUAUUUCGCUUUAAAGUUAAUACUUAUUAAAUCAUCCAUAUUAUUUCCUAA
This is a messenger RNA of Ananas comosus (pineapple), 4075 nucleotides long. RefSeq names its product DEAD-box ATP-dependent RNA helicase 46. Bases 213 to 3707 code for a protein of 1164 amino acids. The record is from RefSeq and is a predicted model, not a curated record. Gene Ontology annotation, molecular function: RNA helicase activity; ATP binding; RNA binding. The transcript has 8 exons. Lineage: Eukaryota; Viridiplantae; Streptophyta; Magnoliopsida; Poales; Bromeliaceae. Gene Ontology annotation, cellular component: ribonucleoprotein complex; nucleus; cytoplasm.